ACCAGGGUUGUGAAGAUAACACAAAAAGAAAAUCAAAGGAAAACAAAAUUUGGAAAAGUGUAGCAAGCAGCCCAGUUUCACAAAAAUAAUUUGGUUUACAGAUUUCACUUGAUUUUGAGAAAUUACAUCAAUAACCAUAAUGGCAGAGGAGGCAAUAUUCGAGUAUUUACAUUCCGAAAUUGUUAACUACACAUUGACGAAGGAAACCAAUAAGGAAAACGACCUUUCGGCGCUUGAGUACAUCGGCUAUUCGACCGGGUACCGGAUCAUCGAACGGCUAACGCGCGAAUGGCCCCGAUUCAAGGACGAACUGGACACCAUGAAGUUCAUCUGCACGGACUUUUGGAGCUCGAUCUACAAGAAGCAGAUCGACAACCUGCGGACGAACCACCAGGGCGUUUACGUUCUGCAGGACAAUGCGUUCCGAUUUCUGACCCGGUUGUCGUCCAGUUCGCAGUACCUGGAGCACGCCCCGAAGUUCGUGGCAUUUACGUGCGGGUUGGUACGUGGAAGCUUGGCGAAUCUGGGCAUCACGAGCACCGUGACCGCUGAGGUGCAAACCAUGCCAUCGUGCAAAUUCCAUAUCCAAGUGAAUAGGGGCUAAUUACGUUUUUGUUAUUAAAUCAAAAUAAAAUUUAAUGAAAAUAUGAAAAUAAACAUUUAAAUUACGAAAAUCUUUAGCAAAACAAA
Messenger RNA from Aedes albopictus (Asian tiger mosquito), 690 nucleotides. RefSeq names its product trafficking protein particle complex subunit 6b (gene Trs33). Lineage: Eukaryota; Metazoa; Arthropoda; Insecta; Diptera; Culicidae. Gene Ontology annotation, cellular component: TRAPP complex; trans-Golgi network; cis-Golgi network. The record is from RefSeq and is a predicted model, not a curated record. The transcript is spliced from 3 exons. Gene Ontology annotation, biological process: regulation of GTPase activity; endoplasmic reticulum to Golgi vesicle-mediated transport. Bases 140 to 604 code for a protein of 154 amino acids.